GUAGAGAAGUGUAGGGAACAGAGAGAGAGAGGGAAGGGUUAAAGGCAUUAUCGCAGCCAUUAGAGGGAAAAGUUGAAGCAGUACAAGCACAGUAGACUUCUCUCUCUUCCCCCCUCCCCCCUUCUCUCCCCCACUCCCCUCUUCUCGAGCUGUAUCAGUGUGUAGGGAGGGCAGUCAUCACGCCAUCCUGAGCAGCAAGAGCUGACGUUGGCCGAAGCUGCCAGGUAGCUGAAAAAAGGCACAGAAGGCAGCUGAUACCCACUUCUCAACGGUUUGUUUGGUUUUUUGCCUUUUUUUUUUUUUUUCCCCAGUCUGAAUCUGGACUUCAAGCAACACAGCGCCUGAGACAGCUCAUCUGAACCACACUGUAUUGCAAUACUCCCUCUUCCCAAAGAAAAAGACUACACUGAGUAGCAGAAUGGUGCCAGUGUUGCAGCUAGGGCUACAAUACAGAGCCUUUUUGUAACAUCUCUCUAUUCACGUAUUUAGAGAUACAUACACACACUCAUAUAUCAAUUCUUCCUUUUUUGAGGGCACCUUUGGCUUUUAUUACCCUGAUGUGACUUCUUCUUCAUCUUGGAAUGAUGGGGAUCUUUCUAGCUUAUGUUGGAUUCAUUUUCUUUUCAGUUAUGUAUAUUCAACAAGGACUUUCUACCCAAGCAAAAUUCACUGAGUUUCCCCGAAAUGUCACUGCCACUGAAGGGCAGAAUGUGGAGAUGUCUUGUGCUUUCCAAAGUGGCUCCGCUUCAGUGUACCUUGAAAUUCAGUGGUGGUUUCUGCGGGCGGCUGAGGACCAAGAGGCUGGAGCUGAGGUGACAGGCACUCAGGUGGAGCUCCUGCCCGAGCGGGACCUGGACAGCGACGGCACCAAGAUCAGCACAGUGAAAGUACAAGGCAAUGACAUCUCCCACAAGCUUCAGAUUUCAAAAGUGAGGAAAAAGGAUGAAGGCUUGUAUGAGUGCAGGGUGACCGAUGCCAACUAUGGAGACCUUCAGGAAUACAAGGCCCAGGCAUUUCUCAAAGUCAACGCUAACAGCCACUCUCGGCGAAUGCAAGCCUUUGAGGCAUCUCCAAUGUGGCUGCAAGACAUGAAACCUCGCAAAAACAUCUCAGCAGCUGUUCCAAGUAGCAUCCAUAACUCUGCCAAUCAGCGUGUGCGUGCCACCUCCAGCCCUGAAGCAGCAGCCAAAAUUCCCAAACAAAGUCCACAAUCAGGUGCGAGGAUAGCUACAAGCCAUGGACUUUCUGUCCUGCUUCUUGUUUGUGGCUUUGUGAAGGGUGCUUUGCUUUAAUCUAAAAGUGCUGACUUUUUCCAAUAUCACUUUCUCUUCUUAAAGCAAAGAGCAAAUCGCCUGUAAAAUCCACGGAGCGGACAGCAAAGUUGACCCUAACCUCCAACCACCACUCUGCACCCAAUGUACUCUAAAUCUCUACACAAGGAGCACCUUCUUCAGGAAGUACAAACAAAAUUACUAAAUAAAUAAAAUAAAUAAAUAAAUAUUAUAAAAAGAAGAGGAUACCACA
Molecule: messenger RNA, 1524 nt
Organism: Neopsephotus bourkii (Bourke's parrot)
Lineage: Eukaryota; Metazoa; Chordata; Aves; Psittaciformes; Psittacidae
Gene: VSTM2A
Product: V-set and transmembrane domain containing 2A
Exons: 5
Coding region: 582-1292 (236 amino acids)
Source: RefSeq, a predicted model, not a curated record